Molecule: messenger RNA, 1220 nt
Organism: Amaranthus tricolor (Joseph's coat)
Lineage: Eukaryota; Viridiplantae; Streptophyta; Magnoliopsida; Caryophyllales; Amaranthaceae
Exons: 5
Coding region: 160-837 (225 amino acids)
Biological process (GO): proteolysis
Cellular component (GO): cytosol
Molecular function (GO): pyroglutamyl-peptidase activity
Source: RefSeq, a predicted model, not a curated record
AUUUAAAAUUUAUAUACACGCCUCUUCACCUCAAUCUUUCCUUUUCUCCUUUCUUUCUUUUCUGGAUUCUUCAACCUUAGAGAACAGAAUUUGAAGGCUGCAAUUAUACAUACUCUGGAGUUUCGGAUCAAUUUCACCUAAUUUCCAUACAUAAUAUUAAUGGGAAAUUGUAUUCCAGUUUGCAAGGUGAACAUGGGAUCAGAAGGACCUAAGAAUGUCACAUUUCAUGUUACUGGUUUCAAGAAAUUCCAAGGAGUUGCUGAAAAUCCCACUGAAACCAUAGUAAACAACUUGAAUGAGUAUGUGUCAAAAAAUAGUCUUCCUGCAGGGGUGAAACUUGCAAGUUGCACAGUUCUCGAGACAGCCGGUGAAGGGGCAAGACCAGCGCUUAACCAGUUGUUCGAAACAGCAGCCUCCAAUUCUGACAAUGAAUUAGUUGUGUGGCUUCAUAUCGGAGUGAAUAGUGGUGCGCAAAAAUUUGCCAUUGAACGCCAAGCAUUCAAUGAAGCAACAUUUCGCUGUUGUGAUGAGCUCGGAUGGCAACCACAGCAAGUACCAAUCGUUCCUGAUGAUGGAGAAACAUCAAAAACACGACAGACGCGGUGCUCAGUGGAAAGCAUCCUUGAUUUCAUGAAGAAGAAAGGCUUCAAUGUAAUGAUAUCGGAUGAUGCUGGUCGUUUUGUAUGCAAUUACGUGUACUAUCACUCUCUCCGAUUUGCAGAAGAGAGAGGCCACAAAUCUCUAUUCGUUCACGUUCCCCUUUUCUCUAAGAUUGAUGAAGAAACGCAGAUGCGUUUCAUUAGUUCCCUCUUUGAGGCUAUUGCAGCUACUUGUUGACGGUACCAGUAAAACAUGAUUCGCUAGUUAGUUCGCCUUUUGAAUUCGCGUAUCACUCAAAAUGGCUUAAAAACAGCCUAAAACCGACCUUAGUUUGCUUUUUUUGUUUCACGAUUCGCAUGGCGACUAGCGAAUCAUGUGACACUGGACGGUACUAUUGAUCCGAAGCUCCAUAAGAGACUAGUUGGAAAAGGUUUGCAUUUAUGUUGUAUACUAGUGUGUGCAUUUCUUCAUGUUUCGUACAAGCAAAAGAAUGUAGUACUCCAUGAGAUAGCUAUUUCUUGUCUUGUCAGCUACUUGUUAUAGCUCUCGACUAAGUUCCCCUUUAUGUUCAUCAAGAGAUGUACUAUAAACAAUCAAAUGCUGGAUGAUUGUUGUGAUUC